CAUUUAAAUGUUGAUAUUUAACAAGAAAACUUGAUUACGUCAGAUCAAGAAUUAUUAAUUUACAAGAUUUAAAAAUCAAGAAUUGUCAAUCGUUAUCUUAUUAUUAUUUCUUAUGAAAGAAAACGAUAAAUAAAAACUUUCGCGAAAAUUUGCGGAAAUGUGAUUUCCUAGAAAAGGUUAAACUUCACAAUUCGCCGUCAAAACUUUAUCUUGGUGUAAUUGUUACGUACACUUCUCGCUACGGUUGGAGUAAAGUGAAUACACGCUCACGCGGCACGCCUGGGAGGAAGCGAGAGGAGGAACGGGAAAAGUGCAGAAAAUGCAAAUGAGGGGAACAGGCGGAGCGUCGAGUUACGUACGAGAGGUUUGACGUCGCGGUGUCGUCCGGUGCGCCUAGUCAAGAGAGAGAGUUGCCGUCCUGGAGGUACGUCGUCGCUCGCGGCAGGACGGGUUAUAAUCCGUCGACGUAAACCUGACACGUACGAUCCACGAAGAUAUUUCAAGUCGCGCGAUCGUUCUCGUUCGCGGCGCGAACCUGCAAAUAUCACGUCGGCAUUUCCUUCGAGAACGAUGACGCCGAGGAAGGCGUGAAUGACGGCACUGGUGCACGGCGUUUCGGAGCACCUGCCCAGCACAUCGCGCCGAACACGUCGCCAGUGUCACUGGAUGCUCCAAUCUUGCGGCGAGGAUCGAGGCUGCGGGAGCGAGCAACGAUGCCCAACGGAGCGAAUUUGGGGUAUACCUGCUUAAAUGAUCUCGUGAAGCAGGCGAGAGUCAAUUAUGCGGGGAAGGAACCGCGCAGCGUGUACCAGAGGCUUCCCACUAUGCGCCAGAAGUUCGAGGUGGCGAAGAGGAACGGUGACGACGAGACUGCAUAUAUCUUCUCGAAGAGAUGGCUGGACACGGUCGAGUGGCUGAAGAAAACUCAGGAUUACAAGGACGGCAAGUCCAUCUCCACCAACAUGACCGUCGAUCAGAUAAAUGAAGUGAAAAACAUACUUGCAGACUUGAGGCAAAAGUUAGAGAUACGCUAUGAGCAUAGUUCCAGGAAGCACAACGACGCGGUGGAGAAAAUGGAGGUGGACACGGACGGAGUGGAUGCGGCAAAGGCCUACGCGCCGAGUGGCGAUAUUAGCUUGAAAUUACCAGAGACCCCGACUGACGAUCCUCUGUACGGCGACAGUGACAACUUUAUAUCGUGCAAUCAAUUGUAUUCUCUAUCGCAAAAAAAUAACAGCAAGUAUUUGAUCAUCGACGUCAGGCAGAAGGCUCACUAUGACAGUUCCAAAAUGACGUUCAACAAGUGCAUCAACAUUCCACAAUCGGAAAUUAAACCGGGAAAGCUGGGCUACAAGUUCGCGAAUUGCUUUCAUAAGGACAAGCAGUCACUCGAUUUAUUUAAGCAUCGGUCGGCGCAGUACGUGGACGUAAUAAUCCUGGUGGACUGGAACACUACGCAGGAAACUUUGACGAUCAGCACUUAUCUGAACAUACUGAAGGACAUUUUCGAGAAAUGGGAUCCCGGCACAAAGUAUAAGAAGAUCAAGAUUCUCAACGGAGGCUACCAAGAGUGGCUGAUGACGUAUCCGACGUUUACAACGAAUUCCAAUGUGGCUGUGCCCGAGUUCAACGACGUCGCGAACGAGAUUUUGGAUUUCAUUCCGAUUGAAUAUCCGGAUUGGUUGCAUUCGGAUGAAGAGAACGAGGACUCGACGAAAGCGCAGAACAAGCCGAGCAACGCGGCGACUGCCGUCAAGGACGUGGACAUGGAAAUGGAUCACGGUGACAAGAAGUCCGCGGCGUCGAAGCACGCCAGGUCGAACAGCAACGACGUCGUCUCGCCGGCCAAGACCAAGAAUUUCACUAGUCACGUGACGAUUUUGAUCGACGGCAAACAGUUGCCGUUCCGCGGCGAUGCCGCGAACGCGCAACAGUUUGAGAACCCGGACGCGCCAGCUGCUCAGCACAAGGCACCGUCGCAGAACGAGAUCAACGCGAAGCCCGUGAUCGAUCGGAGCAGCAAACCGGCCGCGCUGAAGACGUACGAUCCGCGAUGCAAGGAGGUGCUGAGAUUCAUGAAGGAGCUGAACGAGCUGGCGAAAUCCAAGUCUAAGUUGGCCGAAGAGCUGUUCAACCAGGAGUACGCGCUCUACUCGCUGCGCGACGACAAGUACAGCGCCAGCGACGAGCAGUACAUACGCACGGAUAUCAAAUCUCUGAAAGGCAAAUUGGACGAGAUGCACAAGAUGUACCUGACAGUCGAGAAUGAGUUUAACGUGUACUGCAAGGAGGCGGACGCGAUCAAAUUCAACCCCACCGAUGACAACGAGAAGACAAACCUCGAGUUCAAUCUCUCUCUGCUGAAAAAGAAAAUCAAAGACAUCGAGAGCGAUCGGAAGAAGUUGCAGGAAGAACUGUUAGUGAGGGAAUACCGGGAAAGAACGAAGCAAAAUGAAGUCGACGUUUACAAAGAACCACUGAGAAUCGAUGGUUCGUCCAUCAACAGCGGCUUGGAGCGCUCCUACUCGAGCCCGAAUCUCCUGCAGUUGGGAGAUCGUAAAGCACCUCGGGUAGAUAGAACUUCUAAGCCACGUAUAUCGCCUCGCAAUAAGAAUGGAUCUAUUGGGAAUGAAAACGUCAAAGUGUCUCCUCUUAGUUGGGGGAGUCGGGAGGAACGAAUGACUCCUAUUCACGGCAGUGUUCACCCAGGCAUAACCGGCUUGAAGAAUUUGGGCAAUUCUUGUUACAUGAACAGCAUCAUUCAGUGUCUGAGCAACACUACGAACUUGGCCAAGUACUUCACCGAUGAUUCGUACAUUGACGAUCUCACGAAUUACGAUAAUACGCAAGGCCAAGUCGUGGAGGAGGUGGCGCAAGUAAUUAAAGCGCUAUGGAGAGGCCAGUACAAAAGCAUCUCUCCUCACGACCUAAAGGGUGCGGUAGGGCAAUACAAGGUGCAAUUUGAGACUGAGGAGCAACAAGAUUCUCACGAAUUUCUCAUGUUCCUCUUAGAAUGGAUGCACGGUGAACUUAAGAAGGAAAUGAGAAUUCCGACACAAGCCUCGCUGUCUGGCGCGGAGAAGGAAUGGUACAAGUCGAUGAAUUACCAAAAAUCUAUGAUAUCAGACUUAUUUUUCGGACAAUUAAAAUCCACUAUCACGUGUUUAUUCUGCAAGCAAGCGAGUAUUACGUACGAGACGUUUAAUAGUUUAACAAUGUCUUUGUCUCAGUCCAAUCGAUGUACUUUAAAUGAAUGCAUGGACAAGUUCGUGUCGGGACAGAAAGUGAACGGAUGGAAGUGUCCAAAGUGUCAAACGCCUCGUGACGCCAUAAAGAAGUUCGAUUUUGUCAAGCUCGCGCCUAUCGUCGUGAUUCACUUGAACCGUUUUGGCGAGAACGGCGGCUGGUUCGAAAAGCGCAACAUCGCCGUAGAUUUUCCCCUCGUGGGCUUCAAUCUGAAGCCCUACCUCGUCUCGGAGAACAGGGAAAACACGAUACCAGCGAACAACAUUCGCAAUUACAAUUAUACCCUGUACGCGAUGUCGAAUCAUUACGGGACGAUGGAAGCCGGCCACUACACGGCGUUCUGCAAGAACGCCACUCAGAAUAAAUGGUACAAGUACGACGACCAGACUGUCACGGAGGUGUCAUCCAGCCAAGUAAAGUCUCAAAACACGAGUGCCUAUCUACUGUUUUACACAUCAUUCCCGAACAAGAUUAUGUAGUAUGAGGACACGUCCGGUCAGUCCGACGUGAUCAAGAUUCAAUCGUGACGAAAGUCUUCAGUGUGACAUCACUUAAUGGAUUACACAGAAAUGUGAUUUUCGACGCUCUGUAGAUAUUAAACAAUUCUAUUUUGUAUGAUAAAUUCUGUGCACGAGCGAAAAAUCGUAUAGGGGCUGUGACGGCACUGAAAGCUUUAUCGGUGAUGGCAUUCGUUAACGAUAUAUGUAAAUAUGUACGAUGGUAUGUACUAUGGCAAUUUCCCUGAUUUUCCAUUGCAGUCUCGCAUCAGAGAGAGAAAGCGAGAUAUAGUUGUGUUCGAGAAUAUUUUAAUACGUUGUAUAGCUUCAUAUAAUUAUUAAUUGAUCGAUAUACAGAGAGAUUGCAUAAAGUGAUAAUGUUACUUACAAAGUUUGAGAGUACAUAGAAAGUUCCUCGUGUAACAAUCUUUUCUGCUUUCCUGCAAACAAUUAAAAAAAAAUAUUGAGAUAAUCGAAAAGUGAAAAAAUUUAAUCGCGAAAAUUGCAAAAAUGUUUAUACUUUAUGUGUGCAUAAAAUAACAAUGAUGUACUGUAUAAAGUCAAAUAUUUUAUAUUCGCUUUUGAUCAUCUUGAAUAAUUUUACACGCAGGAUAAAACAGGAGAGAAAUACAUUGUAUGUAAAAUGAUUCUUUAUUCUUUCGAAAAUUUUUUGCAACCGAUCUCCCAUUUGACUGGAACGUUCGUGUGAACAUACUUGUAUGUAUUUUCAACUUUUGCGAACGAUUGUGUUUACGUAUGCGUGUAUGUAUGCGUCAAUCUAUGCGAACGAAUAGAUGUAUAAUGUAUAAUUACAUCCUGUAUCCCUAGAUAUAGUAGACAAAGAUUAUACUUAUGGCAAUAUUAUUUUUUAGCAAUGUUAUCUCGCAGCAUCGUGUGUUAGUUAAUAGUCGGAAGUUGAUUUUGUUCGCUUACGCGUACGUCGAAAGCGGAAGCGGAAGGGGCCAUAGUUCCUUGCCUUAUCUCAGCGUCAACUUACGAAUGAAAUAAUCCGUGGAAUUCGAGUUUUUCAAGUCUGUCGUGUUUGUAACGUCAUAUUUUGCACAAAUCGUCUUGGAAAUUGUAAACGAGAAGGAACGGUGUUGUUGGCUGAUGUAAACUAGCUGAUGUAGAUAGCAUACGUACACUUUAGAUCGACUAGCAGCAUUAACUGCCUCCCGCGCUGCCAGUAUUGUUGCGACUCGACUGUUUUCUACUUGAUAACGAUACGCUUCACUGGAGAACGCGAGCCCCUCGAGGAAGGGAAACGGAGUUACGUGGGCAACCCCGUUGCGCGAGCACCGCACGAUCGAUUGCGAGCAGCCCAAAGAGUUACGUUUCGCGAACGGUCCCCGAAUGUAACGUUUUGAUAUUUGGAAAAUUGUGUCAAUGAACGAGAAUAUAACGUGUAAUGCCUAAGGUUCUCGAGUGCAAGUCGAUGUACUCCGUUGUGUUGUGCGUUCGGUAUCGCCAGCGUGUGAGAAGCAAUUUACACUCACGGACUCUAGAUUUUCAAAGAACUUUACGCCAGACUCUCAACUCAGCUAGUUUGUCACGCGCAUUAUUGCCAUAUACGAUAUAUUUUAUCGUUACCUACGAGACGUUACGCGACGUCUGAUGUCACGAUAAUAAUGAUGUUGAUGGAUAUUAUUAUGUUAAUAACAGCAAUACACAACUCUGUGCAAUGUACUUUUUUUCUUUUUUUUUGGUCGCUCCCUCUUGUGUGUCAGUAGCGAGUGUAGCUGCGUGCGGUAAUUGUUUCCACGUUUCUUAUUCUGCACUUUGACGUUGCGUUCCAUAUAGUUUUGCCAUUACAAUGUUUAAUGACCGACGUGCUGAUACUUUCGAGUAAUCGAAGAAACAAAAAAAAUGUAAUCAACUGCCAGGGAGAGCGGGACGUCCAGCAGGAUGUCCUGAGGGGGACUCGCUGCACUAUUGUCUAAUAGUCUUUUAAUGCUGAUUUAUAUCUGAACACGAUUGCGAUACGAAGUGUGCGAAUUGCUUAAUCGCCAAUGCGAAAUCUCAAACUUCUGCAAACAUGUGUGAGGCAAGAAAAUCGACUUUUCCAAAUGAGCAUAUUUCAAUGUAUUUUUAUCAAUCUCCAUGUAUACAUCUGAGAAACGAGUCUCAUUAAAUAUUUCUAGAUA
Molecule: messenger RNA, 5887 nt
Organism: Ooceraea biroi (clonal raider ant)
Lineage: Eukaryota; Metazoa; Arthropoda; Insecta; Hymenoptera; Formicidae
Product: Ubiquitin specific protease 8
Biological process (GO): protein deubiquitination
Molecular function (GO): cysteine-type deubiquitinase activity
Source: RefSeq, a predicted model, not a curated record